AUGGACUACGAAACACUAUUUGAAGGAAACCUUUGGGGAAUGUUUGCGCCCACAAUCAGCGUUCCAGAAGAUCUCGUCGACCAUUUUUCUGUUGCAGAGAAUCUGCUAGACUUCCAAAAUACCGUUAAAGAUAUCGCCAUGAUCUUUGACAAAGAAAAGCGCGAGAUAAAGCUUUGUUCGUUUGGAACGAUUUCGCUCAAAAAGGCAGUUGUUCUUAGCGAAAUGUAUUUCAGGGACGUACGCUUGAGGAACCAGCUACGCGCUCGAGCUGAAGAGGCCGAACGCAUGCUGCAGCAUGGUGGUCAACGUAAUGAUCGAGAUUCUCCAUAUGUGGAUGAGUUUGAGGUUGCUGCUGAUCUGAUGGGACUUGCCAUUGGUACUCACGGAUCAAACAUACAGAGAGCCAGAAAUGUCGAAGAUGUAGACGACAUUCAAGUGUUCGAAGGUGGCGGCGAUGGGCAGCCAUGCAUCAUAAAGGUA
This is a messenger RNA of Cylicostephanus goldi, 480 nucleotides long. The record is from the annotation of a GenBank genome assembly. Lineage: Eukaryota; Metazoa; Nematoda; Chromadorea; Rhabditida; Strongylidae.